GGCAUUGAUGAAUCAUUCGUUUAUUCAUUGAUCAGCCGGACAGGAAUGCAAACGGGAUCGGCAAUUCGCCAUGACUUUUUCAUUGGACUUUCCUUGACAUCUAUACUCUCCAGCAUGCUAUUCACAAAAACUUGAAACCGUUCUGGCAGAUCGUCAGUGCUUAGUGAACAUGAUGUUGCAAAAUACCCUGCUGGCUGCUUGAUAUGGCAUAUUGCAACCGUGUGUGCAACUUGCAUUCCAGUCUGAGAUACAGCUGUAAUGGUGAAGCAUACAUUCAUACGUUUCUUAUUGUACAUCAAAGCGCCAUCACUCGAGUAAUCCAGAUCAUGUUUGAGAGACGCAAAUCCUUCAAGCUGCAAAACAAAUAUAGUUUUGCGGCGGAGAGCAAGUGAAUGACCAGACUUUGGAAGUGGCGUGACUUGCAGCUUGAAUUCGAGUGGUUGGAGAGAGUUGAAAAAAAACUUUGGAGUUGGUCGAAGAAAAAACAUUGAGUUCAGAGCGGCUGAUACUGAAUUAUUGACUGGUACUGCUUGCAAGCGUGCUAAAAAGCGAUUGAUUUUUUUGCCAAUGCUUGAUUGCUCAUGAACCUCUCGUAAUUGGUAAAGUCGACUAACAAGGCUUGAGUGAAAGUUUUCAGGACCAUUGGUGUGAAGUGAGCAUGAAUCAGCAAGUGCUUGAACAAUGGUUCUAUAGGUAUUU
Molecule: messenger RNA, 699 nt
Organism: Batrachochytrium dendrobatidis JAM81
Lineage: Eukaryota; Fungi; Chytridiomycota; Chytridiomycetes; Rhizophydiales
Exons: 4
Coding region: 204-392 (62 amino acids)
Source: RefSeq, a predicted model, not a curated record